UUCACAUAAGAGCGAUGGCCUCCAAUAAGAGCUAUGGCCUUCAACCUAAGAGUGCAUGCCCCCAGCCUAGUAGCAAUGGCCUCCAACCCAAGAGCGAUGGGCUUCAACCUAAGAGCGAUGGCCUCCAACCCAGUAGCGAUGGCCUCCAACCUAAGAGCCUCCAACCUAAGAGCGAUGGCCUCCAGCCUGCUAGCGAUUGCCUGCAACCUAGUAGCAAUGUUCAACCUAGUAGCGAUGGCCUCCAACCAACUAGCGGCGGCCUCCAACCUAAGAGCAAUGGUCUCAUACCUACGCGCGAUGGCGUUUAACCUAGUAGCGAUAGCCUCCAACCUAGUAGCCAUGGCCUCCAACUCAAGAGCGAUGGCCUCCAACCUAAGAGCGAAGAGCUAAGGGGUAAGAGCUAAAGGGUAGGUGCGGUCGCUUCGGUCAGAGGCCUUGUGCUUGUUGGGAGCCUUGGCUGAGGAACGGGUAUUUAAAGUGCAUCGCUACUAACAAGUGCAUCGCUACUAGUAACAAGUGCCUUACUAGUAGUGCCUUACUGAGGAACGGGUAUUUAAAGAUUGGAGGCAGAAACUACUCCGAAUCCCUCCGGGCGCUGGUCGCGAACUUGCACAAGAUGCAGCCCUUGGUCGUGGAGGAGGUGCCUGCCACUGGGCUUCAGCGUAGCAAAAACUUCACGACGGCGAUUCAUUGUGUUCACUUGGCAUUUGCGUCUGCAGUGCCUGUCGAUCCACAGCAGCGAAACGAAGAGUUCUACCAGGAGCUCUCAAAGGCGCUGUUGGUAGCGCAGUACUUCGGUGCAAUGAAACGCGCGGUGGAGAAAGCUGAGCUCAAAGGCAAGCAGAAGAUUUACUUGGUUCCGCCCGGUGAUUGGGGCGACAGAGGUGACAACUACUUCUCAUUUUUGGCUUUAAGCAUCUCCGAAGCGGUCGGACUCUUGAAGACGGAAGACUUCCAGAAGUUAGAUGUGCGGGUAUUGCUGGAGGAUGCGGAUGAGCAGAAGAAACUCUCUGCUGAGAUUCGAAACAAAGAGCUUUACGACACAUCUUGAGCCUUCCCAAAGUGGCAAGAAGCUGCUGGAUGGGCUCCGAAUGGUCGACCCUUCAUGCUGCAGGGCGCCCUGUGGACAA
Messenger RNA from Durusdinium trenchii, 1130 nucleotides. NCBI's taxonomy places the organism in Eukaryota, Dinophyceae, Suessiales, Symbiodiniaceae. The record is from the annotation of a GenBank genome assembly.